Messenger RNA from Lotus japonicus, 3166 nucleotides. RefSeq names its product receptor protein kinase-like protein ZAR1. Gene Ontology annotation, cellular component: nucleus. Gene Ontology annotation, biological process: regulation of DNA-templated transcription; protein phosphorylation. Gene Ontology annotation, molecular function: protein binding; DNA binding; ATP binding. NCBI's taxonomy places the organism in Eukaryota, Viridiplantae, Streptophyta, Magnoliopsida, Fabales, Fabaceae. The record is from RefSeq and is a predicted model, not a curated record. The transcript is spliced from 2 exons. Bases 538 to 2685 code for a protein of 715 amino acids.
CAGAUAAUUUCCAGGUGGAUUAGAAACCUAACUUUGUCUUUACACUAUUUGAAAGUCCACUAAAAGAGAAACAUCAACCCCUACGAAACAAACCACAGUUGAGUUCAGUUAAGCACUAUUAUCAAACAUUAUUUCAAUAUUGGAAUAGAAACCCAACAGAAUCCUAAAUCCAUUGAUCCCAUCUUAAGUUGCACCCAAAGAGAGAAAGAUCCUUUUGUUUCUCUGUCUCAAUUACCUCUUGCUUCUCUUUCACUUCACUUCACUUCACUCUACUCCUUCUGUUAACUAACAACUCUCUCUCAAACUCUAUAGAUCUUUUUGGCGGGAAUUGGACCCCACAAAAUUAAAAUCUCAUCCUCCCCAACUCUUAGAUAUCUUUUCUUCCAUAAAUACAACAACUUCCCCUCUUUCUUAAUAAUCCUCCUCAACCAUUUCCAUUCCAACCUCUUUUUCCAUUCUCUCCCACAACUGCACCAAACGCACCGUACCAUCCAUAACAACAAACCACCCAAAACGGUGCCGUAUUUCUAAUCCUAAAUGCACUUCACUCUCUUCAUCCUCCUUUUCUUCUUCCACUUCCACCGGACUGUUUCACUUACCUCCGACGGCCUCGCCCUUCUCACUCUAAAAUCCGCCGUCGACGGCGUCAGCGCCGCCGCAUUCUCCGACUGGAACGAUGCCGACGCAAAUCCCUGCCGGUGGUCCGGCAUCAGCUGCGGCAACAUCUCCGGUGACUCUGACCCCCGCGUCGUCGGCGUCGCCCUCGCCGGCAAGGGCCUCCGCGGCUAUCUCCCGUCGGAGCUUGGCAACCUCCUCUACCUCCGCCGCCUGAGCCUCCACACCAACGCCUUCCACGGCUCCAUCCCCUCCCAGCUCUUCAACGCCGCCGCGCUCCACAGCGUCUUCCUCCACGGUAACAACCUCUCCGGCGAACUUCCACCUUCCGUCUUCGACCUCCCUCACCUCCAGAAUCUUGACCUCUCCGACAACUCCCUCUCUGGCAACAUCCCAAACUCCCUCUCCAACUGCUCCCAGCUCCAGCGGCUCGUCCUCGCCCGCAACAAAUUCUCCGGUGAGAUCCCGGCGACUCCCUGGCCGGCGCUGAAGAUCCUCGUCCAGCUCGACCUCUCCGGGAACCAUCUCAAAGGUCCGAUCCCGGACCAAAUCGGUGACCUCACCUCCCUCGCCGGAACCCUAAACCUCUCCUUCAACCACCUAACCGGUAAACUCCCAAAUUCCCUCGGGAAAUUGCCUGUAUCCGUGAGCUUCGAUCUUCGCAACAACGACCUCGCCGGCGAGAUCCCUCAAACGGGGUCGUUUUCGAAUCAGGGACCCACCGCAUUCCUCAACAACCCGAACCUCUGCGGGUUCCCUCUGCAGAAACCCUGCAGCGGUUCAGCGCCGAGCGAACCGGGCGCGAAUCCCGGUGCGUCUCGGCCAACCGGGAAGCGGUCCAGCAAGGGAUUGAGCCCUGGCUUGAUUAUUCUGAUUACAGUUGCUGAUGCUGCUGUUGUGGCUUUGAUUGGGCUUGUAGUGGUUUAUAUUUAUUGGAAGAAGAAGGACAAGUCCAAUGGGUGUAGUUGCACUGGAAAAAGCAAGUUUGGUAGUAGUGGUAAUGGGGAAGAUGAGAAAUCAAGGUUGUGUUGUUUUUGUGGGUCUUUGAAUGGGUUCAGGAGUGAUGAUUCUGAAAUGGAGGAGGGUGAGAAAGGGGGAGAGGAUGAGAGAGUUGAAGGGGAGGGGGGGCAUUUGGUGGCAAUUGAUAAGGGCUUCAACUUUGAGCUUGAUGAGCUUUUAAGAGCUUCUGCUUAUGUGUUGGGGAAGAGUGGGUUGGGGAUUGUGUAUAAAGUUGUGCUAGGGAAUGGGGUGCCUGUGGCUGUGAGGAGAUUAGGGGAGGGUGGGGAACAGAGGUAUAAGGAGUUUGCUGCUGAGGUUCAAGCUAUUGGGAAAGUGAAACACCCUAACAUUGUUAAGUUGAGAGCUUAUUAUUGGGCUCCUGAUGAGAAGCUUUUGAUCAGUGAUUUCAUCUCGAAUGGCAAUUUGGCCACUGCCCUUAGAGGGAGAAAUGGCCAACCAUCUCCAAAUCUUUCAUGGUCAACCAGGCUGAGAAUAGCCAAAGGAACAGCAAGGGGUUUGGCAUACCUCCAUGAAUGCAGUCCAAGAAAAUUUGUUCAUGGCGACAUCAAACCCUCCAAUAUCCUGCUUGACACAGACUUCCAACCCCAUCUUUCCGAUUUCGGUCUCAACCGGCUGAUCAGCAUCACCGGAAAUAACCCCUCCUCAGGCGGCUUCAUGGGCGCAGCUCUUCCUUACAUAAAGUCCUCACAAACAGAGCGAACUAACAACUACAAAGCCCCUGAAGCUCGAGUCCCGGGCUGCAGACCCACCCAGAAAUGGGAUGUGUAUUCAUUUGGAGUUGUAUUGCUCGAAUUGCUCACUGGGAAGUCCCCGGAUUCUUCUCCCGCAGCAUCGACUUCCAUGGAAGUCCCUGACUUGGUGAGGUGGGUAAGGAAAGGGUUUGAGCUAGAAAGCCCUUUGUCUGAAAUGGUUGAUCCAUCGCUUCUCCAAGAAGUUCAUGCCAAGAAAGAGGUACUAGCUGUGUUUCACGUAGCAAUGUCAUGCACAGAAGGAGACCCUGAGGUUCGUCCUAAAAUGAAAGCUGUCUCUGAAAAUCUUGAAAGAAUUUGAACAUGGUAUUCUAAUUUAUACCAGCUGAUCAAGGAAUAAGCCUGAGGCUGGAAUUUCUGUGAUGCACGCAAUGAAAGAUGCAUCUCAGUCCCAUGAUGCAUUUCUGUGGUAGCAUUCAGAAGAUUUUCUUGUAGGGGUAUCAAGGUGGUGUUGCAAAUAUUUCCUUCCAUCUUGGACUAGGCCCUUAACUUCUGAUUUGAAGUCAAAGCAAUUUUUUGACAGCCGUUCUCACCUCAAUUUUAUACUCUUGGGUAAAGAUGAAGAAAGUUAAUGUUACAUUUUGUUCUGAUCUCAUCAUCCCACAAAAUCUUAUUACAAUAAUUUGAUUAAUUUCACAUUAUCUUGUGCUAUUACUUGGGUUGGCAAAUCCAGAUGUAAUCUAGUGUAUAUUUUUUUAUUUUUUUAUUUCACUUUAUUAUGAAUGGCAAGUUGGCAACUCAUUGACUAUUGAGCCAGAAAAGGAACAUGUUACUUGUAUUAA